CGGCACAAACUAUGCGGGCGGGGUGUGUCUUACUGAUUAGCGUAUCGACACACAGGUACCUUUUACACCUGUUCGACAAGGCUGAGGUGCCACGACUACCGGCUUCGAGCCCCCUUCACAGCAGCACAAUGAGUCUGCCCGACCACAGAGCCCCUGGGAAGCAAUUGACCGCUUAUUCACAGAUGAACUCCCCUGUUGUAAAUCUGAAUGUUGGAGGCCAGAUGUACAGCACAACACUUAACACCCUGCGAAAAUAUCCAGGAUCUAAGCUGGCUGAAAUGUUCAGUGGACAGCCCAAGCUGCGGGUGGAUACAGAAGGGCGUUACUUCAUUGAUCGAGAUGGCACCCAUUUCAAGGACAUCUUGGAGUUCUUGCGCAGUCAGACCCUUCCUACUAGUUGUAUUCAGGAAGUUUAUAAAGAGGCUGUCUUCUUUGACAUUGAACCUUUGAUCAAACAAUUGGAGGACUCCCCAAAAUUGUUUGGAGAGGUAGUGGGGAGACAACAGUUUCUAGCACGUGUACCCAACUACCGUGAGAACAUUGAGGUCAUGAUUAGGAUCGCCCGUGCAGAGGCCGUAGCUGCUCGCCAGUCUGGUGUCAUUGUCUGUGUCCUCAGAACUGAGGAGGAUUCCUCUCGCUACAAUGAUGCUAUCAACAGCUUGGAUGCAGACAGGGAAUCUGUGGUCCGAUUUGGACCCUGGAAAGCUCCUCCCACUAUUACUGACUUGCUUGACUGCAUAAAAAUGGACAUUGAAGGCAAAGGCUACAGUGUUACAUACCAACACCAUGGGACAGACAAAGGAUUUCGGUUCAAGACUUAUGAUUUUUUUUAUAAAUUUACGUUUUACUGGUGGUGAGCAAGAAAAAUAAAUUUUCAAAUGUUAACUCUGCACCAAACCCCAGUGAGCCAUCUUGGUAUUUUUAUUAAUGGUAAAGGAAAGUAAACCACAACUGUUUUUUUCUUUUUAUUGUUGAGCAUUAUUUUCCAGAGUCUAGUAUUAUGGGGUUUUCAUUUCAUGAAAGAAUUUAGCCAUUUUUCUUCCCCUCUCCUGCCUUUUUAUUGUUACAUUUGCAAUGAAAAUAAUGGAAGCAUGUUAUUUUUAUACUCUUAAUGCUGCCUUGAUUGUGUAAUGUUGUAAAAAAAAA
Messenger RNA from Polypterus senegalus (gray bichir), 1146 nucleotides. RefSeq names its product potassium channel tetramerization domain containing 14 (gene kctd14). The record is from RefSeq and is a predicted model, not a curated record. Bases 12 to 857 code for a protein of 281 amino acids. NCBI's taxonomy places the organism in Eukaryota, Metazoa, Chordata, Cladistia, Polypteriformes, Polypteridae. The transcript has 2 exons. Gene Ontology annotation, biological process: protein homooligomerization. Gene Ontology annotation, molecular function: protein binding.